AUGCUGAAUUUUCAAAUCUUUAUCGCUUCACACUGGGAAGAAUAUUUUGGAAAGGGUAGUUUUGUUACAAUAAGCUACAGUAGUUCAAAACAGAAGAUACACCAUCCAGCUAAUUAUGCAAUUAAAAAUUGCGAAUUCUUAAAAAUCGAUAAUCAUGCUGUUGAAUUUAAAUAUGCUACUUAUGAUACGCAUGUUCUAGUAGAAUUAUGCUCAUUCUAUAAUUGUACAAGUCUAAAUUCAGUCGGGGGAUCGUUUUACUAUGGAGAUUCCGGAAGUUGCAUUACAAAAUCAUCAAACUUUGUCGGAUCAAAGGGAUUUGGCGGCAUUGCGUUCUACAUUACGACGGAUUCCGAUGGAUUAAAUAUUGUAGACGGAAUAAACGUAUUGAGUUGCGGAACGAGUACUAAAGAAGGAAAUUGCACACUAUACUUUGGGAACUGCGUAAACAAAUUCCAAAACUCAAACGUUUCCAACAAUAAUUGUGAAGAAUUUGUUGGAAUUUAUCUCAAGGCAAGCAAUAUACAAAGCGAGUUUCAAUAUUCUACAUUUAUUAACAAUACACAGGAGAAGAGUAUUCUAAUAUAUUAUGAAGGAGAAAGUAUGAUUUCUUUCGCUUAUUGCAGUUUCAUACAGAAUGUUCAAAACUUGGCAUCAAAUGACUCACUUAUUUAUAUAAAAUCAGGCAACCUUACCCUCUAUGACUGCAUUUUCCAUGAAAACGUUGCAUCAAAACCCUACGACUGCAGAGACUGCUUUUUAUGGGAUGUAAGACAUGAUAAAGAGAUGUACGAUACAAUCACAAGGAUAGUUAAUCCUUCCUAG
Molecule: messenger RNA, 822 nt
Organism: Trichomonas vaginalis G3
Lineage: Eukaryota; Parabasalia; Trichomonadida; Trichomonadidae
Exons: 1
Coding region: 1-822 (273 amino acids)
Source: RefSeq, a predicted model, not a curated record